Molecule: messenger RNA, 1195 nt
Organism: Aspergillus steynii IBT 23096
Lineage: Eukaryota; Fungi; Ascomycota; Eurotiomycetes; Eurotiales; Aspergillaceae
Product: NAD(P)-binding protein
Exons: 3
Coding region: 105-1049 (314 amino acids)
Source: RefSeq, a predicted model, not a curated record
GCCAUUUCCAGCCUGCAUGACUCUUGUUGCGCUUUAAAAUCCCUUCAUAAUCAGAGAGAGCGCAGACACCACAGCAUUCAAACCGAGAGAUCUAUACGAUAAUCAUGGCGCAGUCUAACCUCCUCAUCUUCGGCGCGACCGGCAACAUCGGCCUGUACAUCACCAAAGCCAUCGUGCAAGCCAAGGAAUCCUUCGGCCGUAUCUCCAUCUUCACCAGCGCGUCGACUCUCGACUCGAAACAGGGCCUGAUCGACGACUUGAAACAACAAGGCGUGCAUGUCAUUGUCGGCGACGUGACCAAUCCUGAGGACGUGCGCAAGGCGUACACCGACAUCGACACCGUCAUCUCCGCCCUCGGCCGCGACGCCAUCGCCGCCCAAAUCCCCCUCCUCCAAAUCGCCAGCGACACGCCACACAUCCGACGCUUCCUGCCCUCCGAAUACGGCACCGACAUCGAGUACGGCCCCGCGUCGAAGGACGAGAAGCCGCACCAGCAGAAACUGAAAGUGCGCGCGGCGCUACACGCCGUCCGCGACUCGCUCGAGUACGCGUAUGUCGUGACCGGGCCGUACGCUGACUUUCCGUUCUAUCUGGGGCCGUCGAAGAGUGCGCCCCGGGCUGGGUCGUUUGAUGUUGGGCUGAAGAAGGCGGUGUUGUUGGGGGAUGGGGAGGGGAGGGUUAGUUUGAGUGGGUGUGCGGAUGUUGGGAAAUUCGUCGUUCAUACCCUCACGCACUGGGAUGCGGCGCGGAACCGGGCCCUGAAGCUGAAUUCGUUUACCACGACGCCGGCGGACAUUUUGGCCGAGUUCGAGAGACAGACGGGGAGCUCGUGGACGGUCGAAUAUACGCCCUUGGAAGAGCUGCGGCAGUUGGAGAAGCAGGCUUGGGAGACAGAGGAUCCGUCGGCGACGAUUUAUACGCUGCGGAGGAUCUGGACCGAGGGCGGCACGUUGUAUGAUCGUCGCGAUAAUGGCGAUAUUGGGGCUGACGAGACGGUGUCGUUGCAGGAGUUGGUGAGGGAUGCGAUUCGGCAGCAGACUGGUGUGUGAUGAGACUGGGGUGUGAUGGCGUAGGAGAAAUGAUGCCAGUUAGUGGAAGAUGAUAAAUGAUCCUCGGCAGACAAUCAGCCUCGGUUCUCCGCAUCCCCGCAUCCGCUAUUUCAAUCCACUCAUCCCUUUCUUCAUUUCCUUCCCUU